Molecule: messenger RNA, 1769 nt
Organism: Magnolia sinica
Lineage: Eukaryota; Viridiplantae; Streptophyta; Magnoliopsida; Magnoliales; Magnoliaceae
Product: pectin acetylesterase 12-like
Exons: 13
Coding region: 209-1432 (407 amino acids)
Biological process (GO): cell wall organization
Cellular component (GO): plant-type cell wall
Molecular function (GO): pectin acetylesterase activity
Source: RefSeq, a predicted model, not a curated record
UGGGUGCUCGUGAAAACAGCUGUAAAUCACGGGUUCCUUUCAAAGAUACAUAAAAAUAAAAAUAAAAAAAGUGUAGAAACGUCUGGGAAUUCACUCAAAAGGACAGAAACGUUUUCUUUUAUUAGAGGAAAAAGAAAAGAAAAGAAAAGAAAGCAAAAAUCUCAAAGUAGAAGACAACAGUCACUUACCAAUCAGAGGAAGAAAAACCAUGAAGCUUUUGUGGGUUUUGGCUCUUGUUGGGCUGGUGACGAUGAGAUGGGCUGAUGGUUUUGAAGAGUUGAAUGUGACUGAGAUUUCAUAUGUGGAAGCUUAUGGUGUUUCCAUCAGGCCUUUGAUGGUGGGCCUCACUCUUAUUCAAGGAGCUGCUGCAAAAGGAGCCGUCUGUUUGGAUGGAACACUACCUGCUUACCACCUGCAUAGAGGGUAUGGAUCAGGAGCAAACAGUUGGCUCAUCCUAUUGGAGGGAGGAGGCUGGUGCAAUGACAUCAGAAAUUGUGUUUAUCGCAAGACAACUCGACGUGGUUCAUCAAAUUACAUGGAAAAGCAGAUACCCUUUACUGGAAUUUUGAGCAAUAAGGCUGAGGAAAAUCCUGAUUUUUUCAAUUGGAAUCGAGUCAAGGUUCGAUAUUGUGAUGGUGCAUCUUUCACCGGCGAUAGUCAAAACGAGGCUGCAAAACUUUAUUUUCGAGGGCAGCGGAUCUGGUCAGCUGCCAUGGAAGAUCUAAUGUCAAAGGGAAUGCGUUAUGCCAACCAGGCUCUUCUUUCCGGAUGCUCUGCUGGGGGUUUAGCAUCUAUACUACACUGCGAUGAGUUUCGGGAACUAUUCCCCGGAAGAACUAAAGUCAAGUGCCUCAGUGAUGCCGGGUUAUUCCUUGACGCGAUCGAUGUAUCUGGUGGGCGUACUCUAAGAUCUAUCUUUGGAGGUGUAGUAAGUUUACAGGGUGUUGGAAGGAAUUUGCCACAGACUUGUACCUCCCACAUGGAUACGAUUUCGUGUUUUUUUCCACAAAACUUGGUGGCAAAUGUCAGGACCCCACUUUUUCUUUUGAACGCAGCAUAUGACUCAUGGCAGAUUCAAGCUAGCUUAGCUCCUACAUCAGCUGAUCCCCGGGGUGUCUGGCGUGAAUGCAAAUUAAACCACGCGCGUUGUGAUGGAUCACAAAUCCAAUUUCUUCAAGGCUUCAGGAAUCAAAUGCUCAAUGCACUGAAAGGGUUUUCAGUCCCCAAGAAAAAUGGUUUGUUUAUAAAUUCAUGUUUCGCUCACUGUCAAACUGAGAGGCAGGACACAUGGUUUGCAGAUGAUUCCCCCAUUCUUGGAAACAAGGGAAUUGCGCAAUCUGUUGGUGACUGGUAUUUUGAUCGAACUGGAGUAAAGGCGAUUGACUGUCCGUACCCUUGUGACAAGACCUGCCACAAUCUGGUAUUCAAGUGAUAGAUUGUCCAUUGGAUUUUCCUCCUGUUUCACAUUUGUUGAAAUAUUUACAUCCGGAGAAGCUGAUCAGUCAAUAAGACUAGAGCUUGCAGAGAAGGGGAAGUGGAACCCGUAAGUUUCUCGCUUGCUGAUGAAGCCUCACGUGUGCAAUUUCUACGUGCCAAUGCUGCAGCUUCUCUCCAAUAUAAAUUUCUGUUCCAUUAAUGCUAUAGAAAUCAAUUCAAGUUGUUGUUAGUUUAUUGCAAUAUAGUGCACAUUGCACACCCCUCUGUGUGAUGUACAACCUUAUGAAUUUAGUUUAAGGAAGAUAUUAAGAAUAUUUCAAUCGCAUGCCUGA